Molecule: messenger RNA, 330 nt
Organism: Cryptosporidium ubiquitum
Lineage: Eukaryota; Apicomplexa; Conoidasida; Eucoccidiorida; Cryptosporidiidae
Product: 13 kda deflagellation-inducible protein
Exons: 1
Coding region: 1-330 (109 amino acids)
Cellular component (GO): ciliary basal body; centrosome
Source: RefSeq, a predicted model, not a curated record
AUGGCGGACCCAAGUGCUAUGCUUAACUAUAAUGCUGAACUGAUGAAGUGCCUGGAAGAUUUGAAGGAAAAGAGGGAUGAAGUUAACAGACAAAUAAAAAGGGAAGAGGAGGACAAGGCGAAGAUUCAGCGUGAAUUAGGAAUUUUGAAUGAGCGACUGAAAAGAGUUUCCGAAAGUCUUCAAAGAAAAACUAUCGCAAGGGCUGAGUACGAUAAGACCAUUCAAGAAAUUGAAGGAGCAUAUACCAAAAUCCUGGAAUCUUCUCAAACUCUAUUGCAUGUGUUAAAAAGAGAAUCUGUUAAUUUAUCCAAUCCAAAGAAGAGAGUUUAA